Messenger RNA from Amphibalanus amphitrite, 3841 nucleotides. RefSeq names its product intraflagellar transport protein 57 homolog. The transcript has 3 exons. The coding region runs from base 1478 to 2941 and encodes 487 amino acids. Lineage: Eukaryota; Metazoa; Arthropoda; Thecostraca; Balanomorpha; Balanidae. The record is from RefSeq and is a predicted model, not a curated record. Gene Ontology annotation, biological process: intraciliary transport; non-motile cilium assembly. Gene Ontology annotation, cellular component: Golgi apparatus; intraciliary transport particle B; cilium.
AUUGUCAAAGAAGAAAAUUGUCCCGUAGGCCCGCCAUGUUUGUUUACAUACAGUUGUUAGAGACGUGCGAAGUUUCCCCAAGGCUUCAUGGAACAAGUAUAGGGAUUUACGAUACAGGGUCUUGAAUCGAGAAUUGUUGUGGGGUUCCAGACGAGCUUAAAACUGCUGUAAACGAGCCACGAGACCUCGCUUCUCGCCGACCAUGAGGGAGUACAGGCUGGCGACGUACGCCCGGCUGACGUCGGCAGAGGCGUGGGACGACUGCGGCACGGCCGCCGGCCAGCAGCCGCUGAAGCUCAGCCUGCUGGAGGUGGGCUUCCUGGUCAUCUCGGCCGGCUCGCGCGAGCUGGAGGCUCUCAGCAUCAGCUCUGACCAGCAGGCCUUCCGUGCCGUCUACCGCGACAAGCACGUGCUCUUCCUGCAGCGGAUCGGCGACCAGUUUCGCCGCUUUCGGGUGAAGUUCGUGCACAGGAGAGAGGCGGCCGACUGCGUUUACCAGAUCUCGAAGAAGAUCCGCGUCAGGGACGGCGGGCGGCUGGAUGUGGCGCGGAAGGAGUCCGCCGGCGGCGGUGACGAGGGCGGAGAGGUGGUGGUGCUGCGGGGAGACGUGGCUCUCGGGGAGCUGGCGGCGGCCGUUCUGGAGCCGCAGACGUCCCAGCUGCCGGCGGCCUACUCCGCCACCGCGGCCAGCAUGUCCACUGAGGAGAUGGAGGAGGCCAUCCGACUGCACAUCAUGGACGCCUCGUUUCCCGGCUUUGUCGAGACGGUGGAGCAGCUCAUUCGACAGAUGGCGGCUUCAUGAAGCGCUAACUGUCGCUGCAAGCUUAUAUAUCAUACUUGGUUUUCUUUCAUACGGUUUCACAAUAAAAGUGUUUUAAAUUAAACCGUUUUUAUGACAAAGGACAAUGCUCCCGAGCUAUUUAACAAAUUCUUACAUAGGUAUGCAUUGCGAAAAUAUUGAAUUAGUUAUAUGUAGCAGACGACACUUUGUUAGUGCGUCUGAAAUGCGCCAUUCAUCGACAUUAUUCUAGGACGAACGAAUUUCAGGAGUGCAGACACGCGCUUAAACUUUGUCUUUGGACAAACAGUUUGGUUCGUGGUGAUCCCGUGUUGCGAAAUCACACAUGCCUGACACUCGUAUAAUUACGACGGGAAAGACUGAUUAGUGAUUACCCACAUGAGUUAAAUCUUAAAUUCAAUCUCGCAAUACCAGCAUAAUUCCCACGCAAUACAAUGAAAGAAGAUAUGUGAUGCAUUGCACGCCCAUAAGUCCGUCUCAUAUUACCAUAGCCAGUCGAGUCUUCGUUAUCUCGAAUGUCUACUUGAGCUACUGACAUGAUACGAUUUUUUUCGCCGAAUGGCCCGCAGAAUGCGAAAUGCGGUACCUAACUAAAGCGAUUUCACACUAUGAUUAAUUACAUCCACGAUGUUGACAUAAAGCUCUCCUCUCAACUAGGUGUAACGUACAACCGUAACCAUGGGCGACGACAAAAAGGAGAAAAAGAAGAAAGAGAAGAAGGAAAAGAAAGAGAAAAAGGAGAAGAAGGAGAAAAAGAAGAAGGAUGAUGGAGAUGCUGAAGGCAAAGAGCACAAACACAAGAAGGAGAAGAAGCACAAGAACAAGGACAUCGGUGAUGAGGAGGUGGUGGAGGGCGGUGAAGAGGCGCCCGACGACCCGCGCAAGAGGGGCCGCGAGGAGGACCGCCGCUACUCGGUCAUGGUCCAGGGCACCGAGGAGGUCGACGACGGGCCCGGCAUGGCCUACAUGGCCUACGUCGUUAUGGACGACCUCGCCGACAAACUCAAAUUGCUCGACUACGAGCGCGACUUUUGCCGCUCGCUCAAGAUGAAGCCGCUAAACCGGCACUACUUUGUGUUCUCGUUCAAUGUGGGCGAGCAGUUUUACAUUUUCACCUCGCUGGUGGCGUGGCUGCUGCGCAAGAUCGGCCGCUCCAUGGAGCAGCCGCAGGAGUCGGACGACCCGAACGUCACCGUCUCCACCAUCCUGGAGCACUGCCGACAGCUGGAGAUGCACGUCGACUUUCCGCCCAGCAAGCUGAAGCAGGGCUGCGGCGAGCAGGUGAUCUACGUGGCCGACCGGCUGGCCGACCUGGCCAUGACGGCGCGCAACUUCCAGUGGAAGAAGCCUCAGGUGCCGCAGCCGGGCGAGGCGGACGAGGAGGAGGACGAGGCCGAGAUCACCACCGAAAAGGUGGCCGAGGAGUCCUCCUCGUCAGAGGAGGAGGAGGAGGAGGGCGCCGUCCUCAACCUGGAGGACCUCAAGAACCUCUCCAUCCAGGGCCUGAACCUGCAGCUGGACGUGCAGAAGCCGGACGAGAUUCUCGAGUCGACCACCAACACGGAGGAGUGGCGGCUGGAGAUGGAGCGUGUGUUGCCGCAGCUGCGCGUCCAGAUCGACUCGGACACGCGCGACUGGCGCAACCACCUGGACCAGAUGCACCAGUACCGGCGCGCCAUAGACGACUCGCUGAGCGACACGCAGGCGUUGCUCGACAAACUGCACACAGAGGUCAGCGGCACGCUGGACAAAAUCACCAACAGGGAAAAGUACCUCAACUCGCAGAUGGAGCGCACACUCGGUGACUUCAAACUACUCAUCGAGGAUCGCCUCAGCUCGCAGGAGCAGUACAAGUCGGUGAGCGGCGGCGUGGUGGAGCGCUCUCGGCAGCUGGCGCAGCUCACCGACGAGCUGGAGUCGGUCAAACAGGAGCUCGAGGAGCGCGGCACCAGCAUGACCGACGGCACGCCGCUGGUCAACAUACGGAAGGCGCUCAACCGCGUCAAACAGGAGGUGCAGGGCAUGGACGUGCGUAUCGGCGUGGUGGAGCACACGCUGCUGCAGUACCGGCUGCGCGACAAGGAGGCCCUCCAGCAGGAGGCCAACGUUCAGUUCACCGCCAACAGCAUCGGAAUGUACUGAGGCGGGGUGGAGCCGGGAGGUGGGGUGGAACUGCGGCCGUGGCUCAGUGGCGAGCUUCCGUGGAAAGGCCAGAUGACUGUGUGUCUGGUCCACAGAAACAUAUAAAGUGACAUUUGACUGCAAAAUGAAUACCCGGGAGUCGGGACCAAUGGAAACAUUCCGGCUGUGAGUUAAGAAGUGGGAUGCUGCCGGUUAGUUUUAAGUGGCUGAGUUCCGUUGAUGUUUUGGCGUUCCGACAGCGAUGGAUGGGGCGGUCAGUCUAGCCUGUGAUCGGCGCUUCCUCUAACUGGCCGCGGGGCGGGGGCGGUGUUUUGGAUUCGGAGCGGGCCGGGUCACCGGCGGCCAAUACCAACAGCCGCCGCUGGCAGUCCGGUCCUCAGGUCCGGCUGAGUGUUUACCACACUGCUGCAGGGCCCGCGCGGUGAACACAGGAUAUCGCAUCCGGUACACACAGCACAGAGACGAGAAGCGGGUCAUUAAUGAGUGCCGCUGUAUCGGAUAAGGUCCCAACCGUUCGUGCGUGACACUAACGGUUCAUACUGCCGCUACCCGUGCCAUUACCGGUCGGCCAAGUGCCAAAAUUUGUGCUGUGAUUGAAAUGUGUGCCAGACUGUGUGAUAUGUAUCGGUGGAAUGUGUAUGUGCUGUUUUGCCGGUAGUUACAGCUGUCAUGAUUUGGCGAACUCAGAGAUGUGCCAUCAUUGACAGGCCGUUUGGUUUAGUCGGCAGUUGUGUUUACUCUUUGCGUCAUUUGUUCGCGACAUUGUAUUGCAUGUUGCGUUCGUUACAUUGUAUCAUUAUCGUUAUUGCGCCAUAUUGUAUGCCAUUACGCCUCAGAUUGGGACGGCAGUUUCAUGCCCAAUACAGCUGUCAUCUUCCGGAUGAUUCAGGCAAUACUCUA